Messenger RNA from Periophthalmus magnuspinnatus, 2605 nucleotides. It is a transcript of the gene rabggtb, whose product is annotated as Rab geranylgeranyltransferase subunit beta. The record is from RefSeq and is a predicted model, not a curated record. Gene Ontology annotation, biological process: protein geranylgeranylation. Gene Ontology annotation, molecular function: Rab geranylgeranyltransferase activity. The coding region runs from base 63 to 1058 and encodes 331 amino acids. The transcript is spliced from 9 exons. Lineage: Eukaryota; Metazoa; Chordata; Actinopteri; Gobiiformes; Gobiidae. Gene Ontology annotation, cellular component: Rab-protein geranylgeranyltransferase complex.
AGACGCAGGUGGCGCUAUGGAGAGACAGUGGCCGUAGAAGAAGCAGCUAGCUCGUCUCCACAAUGGGGACUCAAAUAAAAGAUGUGAUCAUUAAGCCGGAUGCCCCGUCGACCCUUCUGCUGGACAAACACGCGGACUACAUCGCGGUUUAUGGCUCUAAAAAGGAUGAUUAUGAGUACACAUUGUCUGAGUACCUGAGGAUGAGUGGGAUCUACUGGGGCCUGACAGUGAUGGAUCUGAUGGGGCAGCUGCACAGGAUGAACCGCAAUGAGAUCGUGGAGUUUAUAAAGUCCUGUCAACACGAGAGUGGAGGCAUCAGUGCCAGCAUUGGCCACGACCCCCACCUGCUCUACACACUCAGCGCUGUACAGAUCCUGUGUCUGUAUGACUGCAUGGACGCGCUGGAUGUGGACAGAGUGGUGGAGUAUGUGAAGGGGCUGCAGCAGGAGGAUGGAUCCUUUGCUGGAGACAAGUGGGGAGAAAUAGACACACGUUUUUCAUUCUGUGCUGUGGCUACACUGGCAUUACUGGGGAAGAUGGACGCCAUAAACGUAGACAAAGCCAUAGAGUUUGUUUUGUCUUGUAUGAAUUUUGAUGGAGGUUUUGGAUGUCGACCUGGUUCAGAGUCUCACGCUGGGCAGAUCUACUGCUGCACAGGGUUCCUGUCUCUCACUGGGCAGCUGCACCAGGUGAAUGCAGACCUGCUCGGCUGGUGGCUCUGUGAACGCCAGCUGCCUUCAGGAGGACUCAACGGACGACCAGAGAAGCUCCCAGACGUGUGCUACUCAUGGUGGGUUUUGGCGUCUCUGAAAAUCAUUGGUAAAAUCCAUUGGAUUGACAAAGGCAAACUCCGUGCCUUCAUCCUGGCGUGUCAAGACGAGGAAACUGGAGGGUUCGCUGACCGCCCAGGAGACAUGGUGGACCCAUUCCACACCCUGUUUGGAGUGGCCGGUCUGUCUCUGUUGGGCGAUGAGCAGGUGAAGGCGGUGAAUCCGGUGCUGUGUAUGCCUGAAGACGUGCUACAGAGGAGAGGACUGCAGCCAGAUGUGCUCAGCUAGCCCCCACCGUUAAUAUCUGCACCAGAAACAGUUAAUAUAUGGACAAGAACUACCACAAACAAGUGGAAUACAACAGACUUUUAGUGCUUUCAAGUUUUACUCAAAAUAUCAAAGAACUAUUUACAGAUAAGGCUGAAGCAGUUACAUGGACAAGUUAUGGAAAAAGUGCACGGUGUUAAAGAUGAAGAUGCUAUUGCUGCUUUUGGAAUGUUCCACUGUAUGGCAUUAAACUUGUCUAUCUCCAUGGAGACAAGCAAGUGAUCCUACUAGGGAAAGUUAGGUCAAAUGUGUGGAGAGAUAACUCUGCUCAUUAAUAGAAGUACAUGUUUUAAGGCAGUGUUUCUCUGCGGUGUGUGUAUCAUUGGUAAUACACAGGCGGUACUUGGACAGCUCUUCAGUUUGUGGACUUGCCUAAAUUAGAGUUAACUUUAUCCACUUUUUUGUCCUCUUAAGGACAAAUUCUUGUUUAGAACUACAAUGGAAAUAAUGUAGUCCACUUUUAGACCUGGAUUAGCCCUAGAUUAGACCUGGAAUAGUCUUGGUUCAAUCUGAUGGUACUUGGGAAGCCAAAUUUUUCGUUUGCCACUGUUUUAAGGCAUUUUCCAGUAACAAAAACAUCUGAUUGAAUAAAUGCAAUAUCUAUGCCAUUAAAUGCCAUACUGUGGAACAUUCAAAGUAAAUUAGCCACCACCAGUGGCCAGUACAGCAUUGGCAUUUAUUAAAUCAACAUAUAUUUAAAUUAAAAUUAAAACUAAAUGAGCCUUAAUAUUUUGCAAGAAACAUUUCAAAAUCUAAAUUUCUUGACACGAUUCAGCAAAUGACAAUGUGAUAUAGCAAAAGAAAUUUUAAUAUUGUUCACUCCUUAACUUUUGUCCAGUUGAGACAAGUUAUGCCACUCAUCCAAGCGGCUUCUUCAGGCACCUACCUGGACAACUGAAGGAUUACACCAAUAUAUGUGAUGCAUUAAAGCUACCAUUCGUAAUUAGAGUGGCUGUUGUAUGCUUGUGAAUUUCCUCUGCGUAGAUGCUAUCUAUGUUACUUCUGUCUGAUAGUGUGCUCACUUUGGCCUGACAGAGGGAUUGGGCCAGGGGCAGGUUUUACAUCUGCCAUCUACUGGUGAAAAAAACAAACUUACAGAUGGUAACUUUAAUACAACUUGAUAUCGAAAAUAAAUGACAUACAUAAGCUCUGUUACCAUAUUUAAGUUUUCAAAAUAAAUUAAUUCUAUAAAGUUAUAAUGUACCUUCAAGAAGAUGAUAAUUAGAUGAUGUAUGUUAUGUCUUUGGCUCAUUAUCACUAUUUAAUGCAUACAACUGAAGCAUUCCAUGUAAUAAAAUUUGUCAGCACUACUUUUUUAUGUUUACACCAGUCCAAACGCUGUAUGAACCACUUUUUCUGUCUAGCUUAUAACCAAUUACCGGUAACUAGAGUAAAUGAUUGUCAACACUAGCAUUUUACAAAUUAUUUCUGUUUGCAGUUUUUUUCUACUCAAAACCGGCUGUACAACAUCUCUGUGAUGUGUAUAUGUAAAUAAAGUCUAAUAAUUU